AUGGAAGCAAGAGUAGAGACCAUAGAGGAAACCCUACGGAUGCUGGUUCAGCACAUUACUGGAGUAGGAAAUCAACAGAGACAACCCCAUCACCCUAGUGAUGAUCAUGAAGAUAAAAUGAUACGGAUAGACAUUAAGGAUUUUGAUGGACAAUCCAGUAAUCCUGAGGAGUAUUUGGAAUGGGAAGCGAGUAUGGAAAGAUACUUUGAGUACAGAGGAACUACACCUGAAGGACAGUACAAAAUGGCCAAGAUGAAACUCACUAAACUUGCUGCUAUGUGGCUGGAAGGAAUACAAAGGCAGAGGGUAAGGGAACAUAGGGAAAGAGUUGAUACUUGGGAUAAAUUGAAAAAGCACUUGAACAGGAAAUAUGUCCCCAUCAAUUUCAAGCAUCAAAUGUACAUUAAGUGGAGCACCCUUAGUCAAAAGGGCAGAACUGUGACUGAAUACAUACAUGAAUGGGAAAAGUUGGUGGUGAUGUGUGAUAUAGAGGAUGCAGAGGACUUGAAACUGACUAAGUUUUUAUCUGGGUUGAGAGAAGACAUUAGGGAUCAACUCAUGACCAUGCCUACAUUAGACCUACAAACAGCUUUUAACCUAGCCCCAAUCUAUGAGCAAAACUUCAACAAGAGAAGGGUGACAGGGAACAGCUACAACAGAUCCCCUAAGGCAUACUCACCCAGACAAUCCAGACCUGUAUCACCCAAGACACAGAGGAAAGCAGAACAAAACACCAAUGCCCCUGACAGAAUACCUAUACCCUUAAACAAGGUGGUUUGUUUUAAAUGCCAUGGUCAUGGACAUUAUAAAAAGGAUUGCCCCAACAUUAGAGUCUUCACUGUUCAAGAGUGGAAGGAAAUCAAUGAGGAUACCCAACCCAAGAUGAUGUUAGUAGUAAGAAAUGGUAGGGUGGAGGAGGAUUGGCCUCCAGUGGCUGAGCAUGAGCCAGAUGGAUCUUACAGAGUUGAUGAAUUUGGCAAAACAGUAAGGUAUGAACAUAGCGUUGAUGAAGAAGAGUUUGAUGAAGGAUUGGAAAGGAUUUUACCUGAGGAAGGUUGCUACAAUCUGAUCAUAAGGAGAAAUCUACACACCACAUGUGAAGAAAAAGAAAGCAACCAAAGAGAGAACAUUUUUCAAACUAAGUGUAAAGUAAAGGAUCAAGUUUGUGAAAUGAUAAUUGAUGGGGGAAGUGAAUCAAAUUGUGUUAGCUGGGAUUUGGUGACAGAUUUAAAUCUAAAAACCAGACCUCAUCCACACCCAUACAAACUCAAGUGGCUGGACAACAAUGCAACUGGUUCAGUGAGCAAACAAUGUUUAGUAGGGUUUGCUAUAGGUUCAUAUCAAGACAAAGUGUUGUGUGAUGUGUUAGAAAUGAAUGCCUGCCAUAUACUUUUGGGAAGACCCUGGCAAUAUGACAGGAGAAGCAUACAUAAUGGAUUUACCAACACCUAUACUAUUAGGCAUGAAGGGAAGCCCAAAGUACUGAUUCCCCUGCCUCCACAUAUGGCCAUACCCCCUCCUGUGAGGAAACCUGUUCACUUGAUCAGUAGAAGAGUGUGUGAAAAGGAAAUUAAAAACAGGAAUGAGGUUUAUGUCUUGGUUACUAAGGAAAUAGAACAGCCAGCAGAGAUACCCCCUGAAAUGAAGCCCCUGUUACAGCAGUACAUGGAUGUGUUUCCUGAUGACCUGCCUAAGGGUUUACCACCUGUGAGAGGGAUUGAACAUCAGAUAGAUCUCAUACCAGGAGCCCCUCUACCUAACAAGCCAGCCUACAGGACUAACCCCACAGAAACCAAGGAGCUACAAAGGCAAGUGGAAGAGUUACUACAAAGAGGAUAUGUGAGAGAAAGUCUCAGCCCCUGUGCAGUACCUACUCUGCUUGUGCCUAAAAAGGAUGGGACGUGGAGGAUGUGCAUAGAUAGCAGGAGUGUUAAUAAUAUCACCAUCAAAUAUAGGUUUCCCAUACCUAGGAUAGAUGACAUGUUGGACGAGCUAUCAGGAGCACAAUGGUUUAGCAAGGUUGACUUAAGGAGUGGUUACCAUCAAAUCAGAAUGAAAGAAGGGGAUGAAUGGAAAACUGCUUUUAAGACAAAGUAUGGUUUGUAUGAGUGGCUAGUGAUGCCCUUCGGCUUGACAGGAGCCCCCAGCACUUUCAUGAGAUUGAUGAAUGAGGUUUUGAUGCGAAUCUAA
This is a messenger RNA of Amaranthus tricolor (Joseph's coat), 2190 nucleotides long. RefSeq lists its product as uncharacterized. The transcript has a single exon. The coding region runs from base 1 to 2190 and encodes 729 amino acids. Lineage: Eukaryota; Viridiplantae; Streptophyta; Magnoliopsida; Caryophyllales; Amaranthaceae. The record is from RefSeq and is a predicted model, not a curated record. Gene Ontology annotation, molecular function: zinc ion binding; nucleic acid binding.